Messenger RNA from Archocentrus centrarchus (flier cichlid), 1636 nucleotides. Its product is annotated as protein disulfide-isomerase TMX3-like. NCBI's taxonomy places the organism in Eukaryota, Metazoa, Chordata, Actinopteri, Cichliformes, Cichlidae. Gene Ontology annotation, cellular component: endoplasmic reticulum; cell surface. The transcript has 16 exons. Bases 140 to 1423 code for a protein of 427 amino acids. The record is from RefSeq and is a predicted model, not a curated record.
CUGACAUUAACUGUAAAGUAGCUAUGAAUAAAGUUUGAGUGGAUUGAAUGCAGCCUGCUAAUCUGUCAGAUUAGCAGUGUGUUCAGUGUGUUAGCAGUUAGCAGAUUAGCUCUGUGCUGUUAAUCCAGCUUCAGUCGCCAUGGCGGACAGGAGGACCACAGUCCUGCUCUCAGUGCUGCUGUUCUUGUCAGUGGCAGCAGCGUUUGUGGAGGAGCUCGAUGAUUCCUUCAUGGAGACAAAAGGAGAUGAUGAAAUCUGGCUCAUCAAGUUUUACGCCCCCUGGUGUACAUUCUGUAAACAGUUGGAUCCGGUUUGGCAUCAGAUCGGAUCAGAAUUCAGGAGUCUCGGCUCUCCGGUCCACGUCGGCAAAUCAGACGCCACUGCCAACACCGGUUUGGCCAAAGAGUUUCGGGUCAAAACUUAUCCAGCCAUCCUCAUGUUAAAGAAAAAUGUGAAAUAUAAUUAUUCGGGAGCGAGAACCAAAGAGGGAAUAAUGGACUUUGCUAAUCGGAUUGCAGGGCCAUUGGUUCGAUCACUGAGUAGUGUGCAGCUCUUCCAGCAUGCCAUGAGCCGCCAUGAUGUCAUGUUUGUUUAUGUAGGAGCCACAUCCCCACUGAAGGGAAACUACACGUCAGUUGCUGAGGAGCUGAUCGUCCAAACCUACUUCUUCUCAGCCACCAGAGACAUCCUGCCAAAGGCAGUGUCUCUGGCCUCUCUGCCAGCUGUGGUGGUUUUUAAAGACGGGACCUACUUCACCUACAGCGAGGAACGUGAUGGGGACCUGAAGUCGUGGAUCAACAGAGAACGUUUUCCAACCUUCUCCCAGAUUGACAGCUACACUCUCUAUGCCAUGGGAGAGACAGGUAAACUGGUGCUGUUGGCACUGGUGGAGGAGAAGCACUUGUGUGAACAAAGUCUCAGGUAUAAGAGCCUGGUGGAGAAUGUGGCUGCUGAACACAGAGAGACCUACACCAGGAACAUGUACUUUGGCUUCAUGGCAGGCUCUGAUUACAUUAAUGGCCUAGUGAUGGGUGAGGUCAUCAUUCCCUCAUUCAUUGUGGUCAAUCUGUCCAAUGACGGCUACUUCCUGCCCCCUGGUGCCGUGGAGACAGAGCGCCACCUGUUGGACUUCCUGGAUGGUGUUCUGGACGGCAGUGUGGAGAGUCAUGGAGGAAAUGGCGUCGUUCAGCGAGUCAGACGCCUCGUUUAUGAAACCAGAAUCACGCUCACGCCCAUAUUCAGCCAGGCGCCGCUGCUCGGCUGCUUUCUGGUUGGCUUCCCGCUUGCCAUUGGCGCCUGCUUCUGUUACCUGUGCUGUAAGGCCCGCCCCACCAUCGGUGGCGAUGACGACGAUGACUGUUUGCCGCUGUUAGUGCCUUCGCUGCAGGGCCCUAAAAAAACAAGCAAGAAGAAGUCAGACUGAUUGUGAGGACCACCAGGAGGACCUCAGACCGAUCCAGAGCUGCCCGUAGGCUGAGACUCACGGAGGAAGUUUUUCUUUGGUUGAAUGUGAAAUAAAUCACAACUCUGUAAAGACAUCUGCCUGAAUCUGUCAAUAACUGAUCAAUAGAGUUCUGUGCGGUGACUCAGAGUACCAAUAAAAUGGCUUCUAUCAAUAAAAUAAAAGUAAAGCAAA